AUGUCUCAGCCUUCUAGUAGGCAACAGCGAAGCACCACACCAGAUGAAUCUUCGAGACGCGUGCGCCGUGACCGCCGUCCGUCUGCAAAACAGCGCGAACUCGAUGAAGCCGAAGAAGCAGCACAGAGUCGUAAGGCGCACAAGCGACCUGCAGCUGAGAGCUCCGAGAAUAGGGACUCCGGUAACACGUCACGCAAGAAGUCUCGUCAAUCGCGUGGUAACAAUAGCGAGGCGUCAACGUUUACUACGGCACAGAACGUGACAAGCUCUAAACCUAACCAAGUGCCAUUCAAGAACCUUAUCAAGCGUACAGCAAAGGUCCCACCACGCGCAGCCCAGGCUUCCAAAGGCUCCGAGCGGCAGCAGCGACCUUCAAGGCCUGUAGCGAGACCCUCAGAAUCAUCACCGCCUCCAAGAUCGAUAGCAAGACGCUCGGAGCUAUCAUCGCCACCUCCGAGGGCUGUACCAAGGCGCUCGGAACCACCGCCGCCGGCGACUCUCAAGCGCCACAAACCCGCACAUCAGUCGGAACAGCGACAAGGACGUCCCCGCAACACUGGACGUGUCCCGCUUUUCGGUGAUGACGAAGAAAUGGUGCCCAAGGAUACUCGUCGCCAUGACCCCCAAGCUGACGGUCCCGAACCACUGAGCCGAGACCACAAUGAGGGAAGCGACGAUGGUAACGGUUUCGACAACGGUCCGCAAUCCAACGAUGGUCAGUCUGGCGACGAGCGUCUUCCGAGUCAAUUUGUCUACGACGCUGCGGACUUUCAAGACGAGGAUGUCGAGUACUUUAGUCAGCAAGAUGAUGACCAGCCUGUCGAACGCGUCCCAUCUUCACCACGUUCCAGCAGUCCUAACCUACGUCGGACCAUCUCCCCAUAUGACGGUGAUGAUGAUGACGACCAGGAGCUGCGCAAAGUGCCAGUGGAUAAGGAGGAUGAUGAAGGAAGUGGGAGUGAACGAAGCUCAGUGGCCGGCUCUACACACAGUGAACAAUGGGCCCAGGUCUGCUGGGGCGAGGCCUGCAAGACGCUCGACGUCAACUACGCUGCUGAUCGGGGUGUGAUCAAGAUUCUCCGCGGCGAGCUCAAGAGUAAGGUUCGACCGCUUGUCGAGAGCUUAUAUGGUUUCAAUGGCUCUUCUGCGAAGAAAGCCAUACGUGAGAACCGUGAUAAAGCGGCGGCACUCACAAGCGACUCACUGUUUGCGUACAAGGAUCCUGCUCUCAAUCGGCCCCAGGGUACAGACGCAGAGGGCAUAUACCGCCAUCCAAUCAUACAGAAAGCGAUCAACGCGACCUGGUUUAUGAACAGAAGCGACGAAGGUAUCCUCUACAAGGAAUUCUUCAGCCCGACGAUUUCCAUUGCGAUGAUGGCGCUCGUUCUCACAGCGGUUCAGUGUUGCAUCGACGAAUGGGGAACAGGGAAGCGCUCUGGCGUGAGCUUCUACGAGAACGAGUACAAGCCCGUCUAUCUGUCCCACAAGGCGAACCUAUUAGCGUUUGAUGACUUGUGUGAUGACGCGCACUCUCUCCUGCUGAAGCUUCACAAGAAGCUCUACAAAGAAGCUCGAUUCCAUUCCGGCGCCGAGGAUACAGAGCGCACUGCUGUUACGCUCUCGCGCGAUGCCCUGACACGUGCACUUCAGCAAGCCAUGGUUGCUGGCGAUGCCGACGAUGACGACGAUGCAUAG
Molecule: messenger RNA, 1695 nt
Organism: Rhodofomes roseus
Lineage: Eukaryota; Fungi; Basidiomycota; Agaricomycetes; Polyporales; Fomitopsidaceae
Exons: 9
Coding region: 1-1695 (564 amino acids)
Source: RefSeq, a predicted model, not a curated record